Messenger RNA from Kockovaella imperatae, 443 nucleotides. Its product is annotated as NADH-ubiquinone oxidoreductase B18 subunit-domain-containing protein. The transcript is spliced from 4 exons. The record is from RefSeq and is a predicted model, not a curated record. Gene Ontology annotation, cellular component: mitochondrion. Bases 52 to 303 code for a protein of 83 amino acids. NCBI's taxonomy places the organism in Eukaryota, Fungi, Basidiomycota, Tremellomycetes, Tremellales, Cuniculitremaceae.
UCAUCCCUUAGCUGGACUGAUCUCCGAGUCCAGAGACGCACCCUUCCAAACAUGGUCUCUUCCAAUACUGCCUCGCAAGAGGAGAUGAUGAUCAACAGGGUUCCACUACAAUGGAGAGAUCAAUGUUCAGCACUUCUCAUACCACUCAACAAAUGCAGACAUAGGGAGAAUUACGCUCCGUGGAAAUGUGAAGACGAGAGACAUACGUAUGAGAAGUGUCAGUAUCAAGACUUCCUCAGAAGGGCAAAGGUACUGCAAAAGGAAAAGAAGGCGGCAGCAUUAGCAGGAGCAGAGGACGAGUAGGGCAUUGCAGCUUGUCGCCAGCUCUCGCAAUGGCGGCUCACAUGGCAUGAGACGUGUGCAUGUUUGCUACAAACAACAGUAUUCAGGGCUGUAUAAACUGGAAAUGGUGUAUUCCUUAGGCUACACUGUGCACAACCAUU